Suillus subaureus is the source of this 1428-nucleotide messenger RNA. Its product is annotated as cytochrome P450. Gene Ontology annotation, molecular function: iron ion binding; heme binding; monooxygenase activity. The record is from RefSeq and is a predicted model, not a curated record. NCBI's taxonomy places the organism in Eukaryota, Fungi, Basidiomycota, Agaricomycetes, Boletales, Suillaceae. The transcript has 8 exons. Bases 192 to 1220 code for a protein of 342 amino acids.
UGCAGUUGCAGCAGGAGAGAUUCUAUCUCGCGGGCUGCGUCUGAUCCUUGCACCCGCAGGAGAGCAGUUCCGGAGACUUCGCAAGUUGUGUAAUAUCUUCUCUUCGCGACCACUUAACUGAAGUUAUAUUAUCCAGGGCCGCACACACUCACCUUCAAGCGAAGGCCGCAGAAUCCUAUGCGCCCAUCCAAAUGAAUGCCGCCCGUGAUGUCAUCUUUGACAUCCUUGAUAACCCUAAAGAACACCAGGCAGCGGCGAAUCGCUAUGCCGCUUCAGUGAUCUUGCAUGCUCCGGAGAUCGUCAUCAUCCAGAAGAUGCUCAAACGCUUCCAGAUGCUCAUGCGACCUGGUGCGCUGUUGAUAGAACGCUUCCCAAUAUUCAGAUUCGUCCCGGGAUACACAACCGAGUUGGAGCAAUGGAGAAUGGAAGAGAGUCAGCUCUUCCAUGAUCAACUUGAUCGUGUUUCGAAAGAAUUGGCGACCGACAAAGCUGGACCCUCGUUUGCUCGGUAUCUUCUUGAGAAUCAGUCUUCGCACAAGCUUUCGGACGACGAAAUGGCCUAUCUUACUGGUUCGCUCUUUGGCGCCGGUUCAGACACGACUGCUGUCGCGAUUAUGGUUGUUGUCAUGGCUUCUGCAUGCUUUCCCAAGGCGCAGGAGAAGGUGCAAGAGGAACUGGAUACCGUCAUUGGUCGUGACAGGGCUCCCACGUUCGACGAUUACAGUUCCCUCCCGCAGGUUGAGGCGUUUAUGCUGGAAUGUCUUCGCUGGAGGCCCGUAACAACUCUUGGAUUCGCCCACUGUGCCCAAACCGACAUCGUAUACAAAGACAUUUGUAUACCAAAGGGUGCUAUCGUCUUUGGCAACCAUUGGGCUAUCUCGCGCGACCCGAGCGUCUAUCCCAACCCUGACGAGUUCAUUCCUGAGAGAUGGCUCGAUAGCGAUGGCAAAAUCCGGGAAGACCUCAAGUUCCCUUCAUUCGGUUUUGGACGCAGAAUCUGCCCCGGUCGGCACAUAGCGAAUCGCUCGGUCUUCAUCAACCUCGUACUCCUCUUGUGGUCGUUCAAGAUCACGCAGGACCCAGAGAACCCUGUUGACCAAGCGGGCUUCGUGGAUGGUGUGAUUGCGCACCCAAAACCAUUUACUGUGCGCUUCGAGCCGCGGUUUGGAGACGAGGCGUCGUUGAGGAGCGUGAUGGCCAAGUAUGGAGAGGAGUUGUAGGAUCUUGAAGUAGGGACGUAUUUAUGAGGUUGAGAUAUGAUAAUAUUUUCGUGCUGAGGGCUGGUAUUUUGGCACCUUACUGCGUAAAUAAUAUUAGAACGUUCUUUUUAGUCGCAGAGUUGAAGACAAUGUAUGUAGUACUACAUAGACGAGGCUGGUGAUGUCAACUUCAACAAAACUUUUGUUUGAGUUCAGCAGAAAGUUUCGA